CACACACACACACAGGAUGCCACAAUAAGGCAAAUCUAAUUGAAAUCUUUGGAGCUCCAGUCUUUGGAACGACCUUUUCAGACUGAACUGUUAUUCCUCUCAUGCACCUAACAGCAGGAAGCGGCCGCAUGCACAGUUCUACACGUCAUCGUGGAGUUAUGAUCUCCAAGAUAAAGGCCAGAACCUUUUCUCUGGAAGAAAAAUAAGCUGUGGGCAGGAGAAUGUGACGCACACAGAAAAGCAUGUUUUUGGUGCCUGAAAUAGAAGAGAAGAUAGAGCCAAGGACUGGAAAGAGAAAAAGGGUCUCAGACAGAUGCAAAUAGGAAACAGUGGACUAUUUCUCAGCCUCCUGCUGCCAGAUUUGGAAAGGAACACAACAAAAUUGUGUAAUUUGUGUGGCAGUUGUCCGUGGGAACUCUUCCACAGUGCUUCAGAAUAACAGUCCAUGAAGACAAGAAGAAGGAGCGCACUCCUUAAGUCAAAUUUCUGUGGACUACAGCACAAGAUUUGGAAGGAUCACAGCUCCAACCGUAGCCCAGACGGGAAGGAGUAUCCUGGAAAACUGAGCUGUUCCUUUCCUGCUUGUUUUUGAACUUAUUCAUUGUUUUCCAGUUAGGACUAAAACGUGCGUCUUCCAUCUGGACCAGCAGAAUAAGAGACGGCUUCAUCUUAUGAGAGAGAAAAAAAAAGGUUUGAUCCACCUGGAAUGAAACGUUCUCUCCUCUCCCGCUGAAGACUUCUGCUUCACCUGCAUCAACAAAAAAAAAAAAACAUUUUGGGAGAUGGAGAUGGAGAAGAAACAUUUAUCUAUCAGGAGAGGCACGAGCUGGAACCCUGGAGAGUUGAGGAAACCUCUCCAGGCAGCAACACAGGACAUGCAUACCCCUGAGACAGACUGCAAUGCAUCAUGGGAGAAGAGGGGUUUCAACAAAGAUGAGGUCAUCAGUAAAACAAAUCUGUGCAGAAGUGCCAGUUUGUCAGAGAAGGAGCUAAAGGAGGCUCGUAUCCGGAGCCAGAUCAUUGCUGCUCAGCUCACUGUUCCUUCCAACUCCAACUCCAGCUCCAGAGGAGUCCAGCUCUUCAACAGACGCAAGCAGCGUGUCAACGCCUUCACACUCGAAAGCAGUGGCGAGGGGUCAGUGAGAGAGGGAGCAGAGAAUGUAAAAACAGAUUCCUCAUCUAAUACGCUGACAUGGGCAGAGAGGGGAAGUGAGGAGAACGACAGAAGCCAGAACUGUAAGAAUAGUGCCACCAAGCCAACCUUGUCAGCACCUGGGGAAGCAGACACAGCAGGUGAAAUCAUGGAGGAGACAGCUGAGUAUUUUCACAAGGAAGAUGUUAUAGAGGACAGCAUUACCCAAGAGAGGCAUUUUCUUCCUGUGAAGGAAAUUGAAGAAGAGGAGGCAGAGGAGGCAAAAGAUACAAUCCAUGUGGAGUUUGAGGGCAAAGUCAAAGAUGAGGUCCCCCUUGGUAACAAUAAUACUGAUCUAACUUUGAUGGGACGUGCCGAGGGAGAAGUGGGGGUAAAUGUGGUUCACUCCCCUGCUGGAAACCUCCUUAAUGGCUGCCAUAGUAGCUCUGGACUCGAGAGGGUGGCUUUGUCGACAUCCAAACAAACAACCAUCAAUCGAACUGCCAGACCGUUUUUCUUUUCCCCAACAGUGCAGUCCCCAAAGGCAGGCAGCCCCGUAAUGGACAUCGCCCCACCUCCAACAUACACCACUCCUUCUCUCCCACCUUUCCCUGCUCACCAACCUGUGGCACUCUCACCUCCACCUCCGCCUCCAUCAUAUCCCACACCUCCUCUACCAGUUUUUACUAAUCGGUCUCUGCAUACCUACUCCAGUCCACCACCAGCAUCUCCUGUCAUGUCUCUUUCCUCUCCUCCACCGCCCCAUUUUCCUCCUGCUGCAUCUCAGCAUGGUCAUACAAACCCACCUAUGCCCCAUUACGGCCCACCAACAGCACCAAAGCCGUCCACUUUUGUGCCUCAGUCCAUGGGAGAGAGGAAACCCAUGGUGUCAAUCAAAACGGGAAUACUUGAGGAAGGCGUUACCAGAAGAGCACAUAAGAAAUCAAUGUUCACAUUCAAAGAGAAGCCAGUGAUAGCUCCAAACCCUGAGUUGCUCUCUCUGGUCCAAGGGGUGGAUGAAAGGAAAAAACAUGGACAACGACCUGUGCCUGAGCCAACAUCUGAGGAAGAAUUACUGGCCUUGGGGGCAGAAGCUUCUAACUUUCUCACUAAAAAUGAGGACAAGGCCGAGGAAGUCAGAACUCCAGAAUGGUCCUCUUGCCUCAAGAGCUCCACAACCCGACCAAGAGAAGAGCACAAACCAGACCAGAGCCUUACCAAUGCAUCAGGAAAGGGGGCUGAGCUGUUUGCCAAACGUCAAUCCAGGAUGGAGAAGUAUAUACUGGAGAAUCAGAAUCCAGGACAAAUAAGGUCUCCUUCUCCUACUAUGUCUCUUCCACCAUCUUGGGUGUAUCCAUCAAACAUGCCUGGUAGGGUCAAGGCUAUUGCCAAAAACUCUGACAUGACUGCUCAACUUUCACAGAACAUAAAUGCCCAACAGGCAGUCAAGCGAAAACCUACUAAAAAAGCCCCACCACCAGAGCCAGUUCCAGAGCCAACUCCUUUGGAAAAUGGGUGCACCAAGAUUGAGAUGGAUCUGUCAAGGCACCGGCCUUACCAGCUCAACUCUUCCCUUUUCAUUCUCAACCCAGUCAAGGAUCCCUUGAGUUCACUCCCCAGAGGAGCACCACAGCCCAAGAACCUGAUUCCUACCCAAUCUCACUCCAGACUGAGUUCCUUACCAAAUAGUCCUCUACCCCAGUUCACAGGCGGAGCAGAAUAUCCAUCAGAUUACAGAGUUACCCCCAUGUCUGGGCCACCAGUGAUCAGUUCUGCCACAUCUUCCUUUUCUCCAGAACGUGUGUCUUCUCCUCGGUCUGGAGUCCAGGCACCGAGACCUACAUUUUCUACCAAGAAAGCAGGGAUUGAACCACAGACAACAAAGGAGUCCAGCCUGUGUGAAACCCCCAGAGAAUCACCCACACCAAUCAAGACAACCAGUUUCAUGAGGUGUUUCAGCAGUCCAGAAAGUCCCACUGUUGUAACAUGGAGUCCUACUCUUCAAACUAACACCUCUUCCUCCAGCACCUCUAUCUCCAGAUACCCACUCAUGUCUUCUGUGUCCCCUCCUGAUCGUACAACAUGCCAGUCUCCAAUGGCCAAUCAGAAGAACCAAUAUCCCACUGUUUCAUCUGUUUCCAUAUUGCAAACAAACCAAGCAUCUACAACCAAUUCUCCACUCUCACCGAUGAUAAACCACAAAACAAGAGGCUCCACCAUCUCUUCCAGUUCCAAUUCCAAAACCUCCCAAACAUCUGCAACAACUACUGUUUCUCCUUCGUGGAGUCAGAGCCAGAAUAACCAAUCCACCACUAUUGUCUCCAGUUACACUUUUAGACCUUCCCAAGCAUCUACAGCCAGCUCAUCACGCUCUCCUUGGAGUACAAGAUGUCAGUCUCCAGUGGUAUGCCAAAAUUCCCAGUCACCCACCAUCUCUUCCACUCUUGCAUCAAGACCUUCCACAACAACUGUAAGUACUUCUCCUCCUUGGAGUACAAGGUGCCAAUCCCCAACAGUGAGCCUAAAUACCCAGUCUUUCAGUGUCAUCUCCAAUACCACACCCAGACCAUCUCAAAUAUCUACAACAAACUCGUCACGCACUUCUCCUUGGGGUUCGAGAUGCCAGUCCCCAGUGAUGAGCCCAAAUAUCCGUUCUUCCACUAACCUCUCUAAUUCCAUAUCCAGAGCUUCCCAGACAUUUACAUCAAGCUCAUCACGCUCCUCUCCUUGGGGUUCCAGGUGUCAGUCCCCACUGGUACAUCAGAAUUUCCAGUUUUCUACUGUCAUCUCCACUUCCACAUCCAGAGCAACAAACACAUCUACAGUCACAUCUCCAGUGUCUCCACCUUGGGGAUCACGUUGCCAGUCUCCUGCACUCUCUCAGAACAGUUUAUCCUACCCUGUCACUAAAACCUUAAAUAUACCUAUCACCGUCUCUCCAGUUUCCCCAUCCAGAGAGAGAGAAUGUAUGUCCCCCAUUGUUACUAACCUAGACUCUAAGGCCAACCAUCGCCUCCUGGCAAAAAACAUCAUCAAUGCAGCCAAACGUAAAAACAGCCCUUCUCCUGGUGCACUGAGUGGUCACAGCCUCCCUAUCUCACCUCUUGGGUAUUCCCCCAACAGUUCAGACAGUCACAAACCCCCUAUCAGCUCUUUCCAUUCGCGCUCUUUGCGGACACAUUCACCUGUCUUCACCAGCCCCCCUCCCACUCCAGCAAAUAGGAUCUGCUCCCCUGUGAGGUUCUACAACACCCGCUCCCUCACCGACUCCGAUGCCUCAAUAGAGUCAGAAGACUCCGGCCUUCGGUCACCAAGUCUACAUUCCUACAACACAUGUCCUCGAGGCUGGGGUGGCAGCCUAAGAGUGAAGAGAAGCACGGUCUCCACUGAUCUGUGAGACAAUUACUUGAUGGUAACCAAAGCAUAGAUUUCAUUGUCACCGAAAGACAGCGAAAACUCAGAUGGAAUCUCAUCAUACUAUAACAUGCUUUGUAACUCUGAAUAAGGAUUGGUCACAACUGAGAAUAAGGUAGUAGCAUGUCGCUAAUUCACAUAUAAUAAGACAGUAACAUGUUGCAAACUCGCAUCUAAUUGGCCUGACAAGAACAAGCAUUUUAACAGUUCCUGUGACUUGUAGGCCUCACUAUAACCAAGGAUAUAAAGAUAUGUAUGCUUACUAUAAGUGGAUAUCAUGCUUUUUACAUGUUCACACAAAGCUGCGAUUUACAUUCACUUUUAAUAGUUUUAGGUAACAGAGGUAUUGCUGGUCUGGUGGAAGAAAACAUUUUAAUGUAUAGAAAGGCAGAGAAAUGCAUGAAUACUUACACAUAUUUUACUGGACUGUUCAGUAUAUUGGCAAAUGGUGUCUCUUAAGCAUGCAGUAUUUGUAAAAUACAAAACUGAAAUAUACAGUGCAUUCACAUGACAGCUGUAGCUUUAGAUUAGACUGAGGAAAAUUAUUUGACAUUGUGUUUCUUCAACUUUUUUUGAAACAUAAAACUGGUGUUAUACCAACAAUUCACAUUAUAAUACAAUAGCCAUUGUAUUCACCAAAGCUUAUUUUCCACAUUAAUCUGGAAUACAUUUUAUGCAUAAAAUUCACAGUGCAAUAAAGAAUUUGACACAGUGUUCAUAUAUUUAUGUACUGCAUUUGCCAAAAUGAAUGUAAACCUUAUAGAUGGACUGACGGAAAGUGACAGAAAGAGAGAAUUGUAUUUGAUUGGACGUGGAUGCAGCAGCACUGUUUUCCGGAUUGUGAAGAAAACAAAUUACACUCAACAAAAAUAUAAACGCAACACUUUUGGUUUUGCUCCCAUUUUGUAUGAGAUGAACUCAAAGAUCUAAAACUUUUUCCACAUACACAAUAUCACCAUUUCC
Thalassophryne amazonica is the source of this 5509-nucleotide messenger RNA. RefSeq names its product synaptopodin. The record is from RefSeq and is a predicted model, not a curated record. NCBI's taxonomy places the organism in Eukaryota, Metazoa, Chordata, Actinopteri, Batrachoidiformes, Batrachoididae. Gene Ontology annotation, cellular component: Z disc; actin cytoskeleton; nucleus. Gene Ontology annotation, biological process: positive regulation of actin filament bundle assembly. The transcript is spliced from 3 exons. The coding region runs from base 783 to 4529 and encodes 1248 amino acids. Gene Ontology annotation, molecular function: actin binding.